GGCUGCACAGCUGAUUGUCAUCAGAACUGCUAGUGUUUCGCUGCAUCACGGAUCAUCUUGGUGCGUAAUGUCGCUUUUGAGGAGUUCUCUGCAGGCUAUCCGGCAAGAAUAUGGAACUAUUAUCCGACAGAAUCACAAUUUAUCCAUCAAGGAACGAGCUUAUCGAAAAAUGCGAGGAUGGCAGGUCCAUUCUUAUGGUGGCAUCGAGGAACUUCAACUGGCAGAGAAUGCAAAGAUUCCAACUAUUUCCAACGCCAAUGAAGUGCUGGUUAAAGUCCAGACCGCAGGAGUGAAUCCGAUUGAUGUUGCAAUGUUGCGUGGUUACGGUGCACCGAUAUUGAAACUCGCCAGAAACGCAACUACUGACAUUGAAUUUCCCUUAACAUUCGGCCGAGAAUUUACUGGUGUCGUUGUUCAAAAAGGAAUGGGUGUGAGCGAUCGGCUAAAAACAGGGCAAACAGUUUGGGGCGUGGUCCCCUUACAGAAACAAGGUUCACAUGCAGAAUAUGUGGUAGUUUCAGAAUCAACGGUAACUGAACUUCCACAGGAACUCAAUUCUGUUGAGGGCAGUGCGGUACUUUAUGCAGGUUUGACCGCAUGGUCUGGAAUAUUUCUUGUCAGUAAUCUUGGCAGUUUACUGCCAAGCAAUUGUUUAAAAUCAGAAUCUAGUCUAAGGGAUAAACGUGUGCUUAUAUUGGGGGCAAGUGGAAGCGUUGGUUCUUUGGCUGCACAGAUUUUAAAAGCAGAACAUGCAAUCGUUAUUGGAUCAUGCUCAUCUGAUGCAAUGCCCAUGGUUCAAACGUUGGGCGUAGAUCAUAUUAUUGACUAUACAGAUGAAUCUUCAUCCAAUGCUUUUUCUCAAUGCGGCCCGUAUGACUUGAUAUUGGACUGCGCCGGACAGGGACAAGAUGGUGCUUUAAAAUAUGGCUGGCAAUUUAAGGAGUUUGUAACAUUUUCUGCACCCCUACUACGCAAUGUUGAUGAACAUGGUCUUAUAUUUGGAAUGGCGAAAAAUGUUGCUGAUCUUGCGACGGCUAACAUAAAAACUUUGAGUACAAAGCAAGCCUGUGUGAAAUGGGCGUACUUUGUUCCGUCGCUGCGUGGGAUUGAAUAUUUGAAAUGUUUGGUGGAAAGGAAAAAGCUCCUUCCUAAAAUCGAUAGCGUGUAUGGUUUCGACGAGGCACCGGAAGCUUAUAAGAAAGUUAAGGAAGGACAUUUACGCGGUAAAGUUGUGAUAGAUUUUCAUAAAUGAAUAUAAUAUAUGAACGAAAAUAAAAUGUACAUUUUUUAAAUAAAUUUUUUGCACAUGA
Hermetia illucens (black soldier fly) is the source of this 1310-nucleotide messenger RNA. RefSeq names its product reticulon-4-interacting protein 1, mitochondrial. Bases 68 to 1252 code for a protein of 394 amino acids. The transcript is spliced from 4 exons. Gene Ontology annotation, molecular function: oxidoreductase activity. Lineage: Eukaryota; Metazoa; Arthropoda; Insecta; Diptera; Stratiomyidae. The record is from RefSeq and is a predicted model, not a curated record. Gene Ontology annotation, cellular component: mitochondrion.